Molecule: messenger RNA, 3337 nt
Organism: Scleropages formosus (Asian bonytongue)
Lineage: Eukaryota; Metazoa; Chordata; Actinopteri; Osteoglossiformes; Osteoglossidae
Product: serine/threonine-protein phosphatase 2A 56 kDa regulatory subunit epsilon isoform-like
Exons: 14
Coding region: 372-1775 (467 amino acids)
Biological process (GO): signal transduction; protein dephosphorylation
Cellular component (GO): cytosol; protein phosphatase type 2A complex; nucleus
Molecular function (GO): protein phosphatase activator activity
Source: RefSeq, a predicted model, not a curated record
UGUUAUGUGUGCCAUGAACUCAGCUCAGUAAUAUUGACAAUAGAGUGACGAGAGAUCGUCCAACAAAAUACAAAGGCUAAAGCGAAAAUUAAAGAAAAAAACGCUGUGAUACACUCGAGUUCAUGAAAAUCUGGGAGGUGUAAUGCAUUUUAGGUUUAUUUUUAUACAUCAGUGUAUUAUAAUAUAAUAAUUUAUGGGACUCGGGCGAUUAGCCAAGGAAGCUAAAUAAUUGUGCUCCGGGUUUGGCUUGUGGAAGGCCAACAUUGCGAGACAGCUUUCUUCCGUUGUCACCGCUGUCAAGAUAAUCUGUGAGAGACUGAAGCGCAGGCACUGUACAUCUACUUUGUGAAGCGUAGAGGAUCAGCAAGGCUAUGUCCUCGGCAGCCACCACGCCUCCGUCGGUGGACAGAGUUGAUGGAUUCUCCCGGAAAUCUGUGAGGAAAGCAAAGCAGAAGCGAUCCCAGAGCUCCUCGCAAUUCCGGUCUCAGGGCAAACCUAUAGAACUCACCCCACUGCCGCUACUGAAAGACGUGCCAGCACCGGAGCAGCCAGAGCUGUUCCUGAAGAAGCUGCAACAGUGCUGUACCAUCUUUGACUUUAUGGACACACUUUCAGACUUGAAGAUGAAGGAAUACAAGCGCUCAAUGCUCAAUGAACUGGUGGACUACGUCACGGUCAGUCGGGGCUACCUGACUGAGCAGACCUACCCAGAAGUGGUCAAAAUGGUGUCCUGCAAUAUUUUCCGGACCCUUCCUCCGAGUGAAAGUAAUGAAUUUGACCCAGAGGAGGAUGAACCAACACUUGAGGCUUCAUGGCCACACUUGCAGCUUGUCUAUGAGUUCUUCAUACGAUUCUUGGAGAGUCAAGAAUUCCAACCCAGCAUUGCCAAAAAAUACAUAGACCAGAAAUUUGUAUUACAGCUUCUGGACCUCUUUGAUAGCGAAGACCCCCGGGAGAGGGACUACCUGAAGACGGUCUUACACAGAAUUUAUGGGAAAUUCUUGGGGCUGAGGGCUUUUAUACGAAAACAGAUUAAUAAUAUUUUUCUACGAUUUGUUUAUGAAACUGAGCACUUCAGUGGGGUUGCUGAACUCCUGGAGAUCCUGGGAAGCAUCAUCAAUGGCUUUGCUCUUCCUCUGAAGGCAGAGCACAAACAGUUUCUUGUCAAGGUGCUGAUCCCACUGCACACUGUCAGGAGCCUCUCCCUCUUCCAUGCACAGUUGGCUUACUGUAUUGUACAGUUCCUAGAGAAGGACCCAACGCUAACCGAACCAGUCAUCAGAGGAUUGCUGAAGUUCUGGCCGAAAACCUGUAGUCAAAAAGAGGUAAUGUUCCUGGGGGAGCUUGAAGAGAUUCUAGAUGUGAUUGAGCCUACACAGUUUGUCAAGAUCCAGGAGCCCCUUUUCAAGCAGAUCUCAAAAUGUGUCUCCAGCCCACACUUCCAGGUGUCUGAGCGAGCCUUGUACUACUGGAACAAUGAGUACAUCAUGAGCUUGAUUGAGGAGAACUCUAGUGUCAUCUUGCCGAUCAUGUUUGCCAGCCUGUACAGGAUUUCCAAGGAGCACUGGAAUCCGGCAAUUGUAGCUCUUGUCUACAAUGUACUCAAAGCAUUUAUGGAGAUGAACAGCUUGCUGUUUGAUGAACUCACAGCAACCUACAAGUCUGAACGUCAACGUGAGAAGAAGAAAGAGAAAGAGCGUGAGGAGCUCUGGAAGAAGCUGGAGGACUUAAAGCUAAAGAGGGGCAUCUGCAGUGAUAGUGUCAUCCCCACUUAACUCACAGAUGCCCUGUGCCAGAUAGGCUUUUUCUCCCAUAUUGUGCAACUUACUUUAUAAUUCACAUCAGUUUCAACAUCACUGUAAAUAACUUUUCCCUAAAGUUUUGCUGAAGAAAAAAAUCAGAAAAUACAAAAAUUUGUGGGGGUUAAACUGGCUUUGGACUGCCAAACUUGAACUUUUUUUUUUUUUUAAAGAAAAAAAAAAAAAAAAGAUUUUGACUGCAUCAACCCUUGCCCUCCCGAAGAUUUCCUGCACCCUUACUUCUGAGAUACGUUUGUACCUUUUCAUCAAUCAAGGUAACCAUUUUUACUGAGCCCACAUAACCCUCCCAAAGGCAAUGAGCCUUUAUUGUGGUCCUGCAUAUAAUGGAUGCAGCCUCCCCUAUUGUGGCUUACCUCAACCUCUACUUGUAGGAAAACUGCUGCUCUCAGUAUAGAAAACAAGACUGGGAAUGAAAAGUCCCCAUAGAACAUUGCAUUGAAGGCCAUCAACCAGGUCUGUGUGAAUCCAAGCAGAAAUAUAAAAAAGCAUUUUUCUCCAGAAUUUUUUUCCAUGAGUUACUUCACGGCGUAUGCGUACAUCAACCAAAACAAGUUGUUUUUCAGUAACACAAAAAAAUCUUCAGUAUCAACUGCUGCUGAUUUGGUAUUGCUAUUAACAUGAAAUAACUUCAGCCUCCAGUUUCCAUGAUAUGUUGUAACUUGUGGGAGGGAGCAGUGUGUGUGGUGUUCACUUUGCUAAGAAUUUACCAAUUAAGUGCAGUAUACUGAUACUUUUAGCAAUUCAGAUUAUAUUUUAAUAAGGACUUUGAAGAAGUAUCAAAUAAAAAGUAUUGAAAUAAGACCUAUUUUUCUUCCCCUUUGAUCUUUUUUUUUUUUAUGCUGGGGGGGGUGUGCUGAGGGAAGGGUUUUUCAAGGGGAUCUGAAGAGGGCUCUUGGUUGGAUACACAGUACUGUCUGCAUUGACCUGUCUGCUUCAGAAUGGCCUGGAUACAAUGUGAUUUUGAGGAGUUGGGUAUAAGGAGAAAAUGUAAUUUUACAAAAUUAUAUUAAACAAUUUUGUGAUAAAGCAAAUGUGCUGAAUGUUUUAUUUUAGAAGCCUGCGUAGAAUCCCAUCUAUCUUAUGGUCGGUGCGUGUGGAUGAUGUAUACUUAAAAGUAGCUGAGCACCAGGUAUUUGUCAGGACAGUAGGUUUAGGACCUCCAACAGAGUCAUCUUGCAUCACAUAACUUCUGUGCUCUGUCAGAUUUGCCAUGUGUUUUUAUGUGAUCAUCUAUUUCACCAGUUCACAAUUUUUAUGACAUUCAAGCUGGACACCCUUCUGCUUCAGAUACUGUGCCCAGGCAAGCAUUAGCAUUGUCCACUUGAGAGGCUGUUGACAUCAGUUCAAAGAAGCAUAAUCAAAAACUGUUGAAAUGUAGAAGUGUUUGUGAGCAAGAAUUGUAUCUUGAUUACUGGUAUCAUAGUGGUUAGUUGCUGCAGUUGGACCCAGAAGUCACAAGUUUUAUUCCCACCUUGUUGAAUCCCUAGGUUCUUACUGUAAAAUUGCUCCAUUAAAAA